Molecule: messenger RNA, 1035 nt
Organism: Lichtheimia ornata
Lineage: Eukaryota; Fungi; Mucoromycota; Mucoromycetes; Mucorales; Lichtheimiaceae
Exons: 6
Coding region: 1-1035 (344 amino acids)
Biological process (GO): positive regulation of transcription by RNA polymerase II
Molecular function (GO): protein dimerization activity; RNA polymerase II cis-regulatory region sequence-specific DNA binding; DNA-binding transcription factor activity, RNA polymerase II-specific
Source: RefSeq, a predicted model, not a curated record
AUGGGUCGUAAAAAGAUCAAAAUUCAACCAAUCCAAGAUGAUCGUAAUCGUCAGGUCACCUUUCUCAAACGCAAGCAUGGAUUAAUGAAGAAGGCAUACGAAUUGAGCGUGUUGUGCAAUUGUGAAGUGGCCUUGAUCAUUUUCAAUGCACAUGGGAAGCUUGUCCAAUACUCUAGCACGCAAAUCGAUCGCAUUCUGAUGAAGUACACAGAGUAUGAUAAGCCAUUUGAAGGAAAAACAAACAAAGACUUUGCUGAAGCUGCAAGACUCAAAGAGGAAGCCAUGGAGAAAAAGAAACAACAACAGCAAAAGGCGAUGGCUGGACAUACCAAUGGCUCUAUGAAAAAUGGCAAAAAGUAUCAGCGUAAUAACAACAACGACGAUGACGAUGACGACGACGACGAUGACUACAUCGAUGACAGCCAAACAUCGGUACAUACAAUGGAUCUGCAGGUACCGAUACAAGAUCAAUCGCAGCAUCAGCCACUGCAGACACCGGAUAUGUACAUACAACAACAACAGCAACGCAUGCAUGAUUUGUAUCGUGUUGAGACACCGCCCCAUCAUCCUAAUCGUCAUCCGCAAGCUUCAUCCAUGAUGCCCUAUCGUCCCGUUUACAUGCCUGAGGGACAAAUGCAGCCCUACACUUCUGGUCCACCACCUACGCCUCCCAUUUCGCAAUACAACCACAACAUUCGUAUGCCAGCAGCGCAUUUGCCACCUGAGCCACCCGUUGUCAAUUCAUCUAUUGCAUCCUCGUCGUCGUCAUCCAAUUCUAUGUUUCUAUAUCCAGAAUACUAUCAUCAAUCUAUGCACCCUUCACAACCACCCUUACCAUCAGCACCCAAUCUAUUUCCUUCAACACCCUUAACUGGAAAUAGUCCUAUACAAUGGCCACCUCCUAAUCCAGCACAUCAUUCGCAACCAAAAAGUUAUAUGCAUUCGCCUGUCAUUCCUUCAUCAGGCAGACAUAUCCUACCACCGGAUACCACCGUACAAGAACCACCCAAGCGAACAGGGCCAAGAUCAACGUGA